Messenger RNA from Sordaria macrospora k-hell, 861 nucleotides. RefSeq lists its product as uncharacterized. Gene Ontology annotation, molecular function: hydrolase activity, hydrolyzing O-glycosyl compounds. NCBI's taxonomy places the organism in Eukaryota, Fungi, Ascomycota, Sordariomycetes, Sordariales, Sordariaceae. Gene Ontology annotation, biological process: carbohydrate metabolic process. The record is from RefSeq and is a predicted model, not a curated record.
AUGCGUUUUUCUCCAUCCAUCCUCCUUCCCUUUCUCCCCUCCUUAGUCUCAGCAUGGUACCCUCCCACUCUCCAGGGCUACAACCUAGUCUGGUACGACCAGUUCGAAGGCAACUCGGCGACCUCGCCCAACACUGGCCGCUGGAACAUCAUCAACGGCAAGCUCAACGUCAACCACGAGCUCGAGACCUACUCGUCCUCCACCAAGACCGUCCAGGUCAGCGGCGGCUACACCCUCCAGAUCGUCCCUUGGCGCCAGCAAAAUGGCAACGGUGACUGGAUUUCCGGCCGCCUCGAGUCCACCUACACCUUCACCCCCGCUCCGGGCAAGAAGACCGUCGCCCAGGCUGACAUACGCUUCGGCAGCAACCCGACCAACACCAAGGCCGGGAUCUGGCCGGCUUUCUGGCUACUAGGCAACGAGCUUCGAACAGGCGGCAGCUGGCCCGCCUGCGGCGAGCUCGAUAUCCUCGAGACUGUCAACGGCGAUCUGAGGGGCUACGGGACCCUCCAUUGCGGAACGUUCCCUGGCGGGCCUUGCAACGAGCCGACGGGCAAAGGAGGCAGUACCGUGAUCCCGAACCAGGACUGGCAUACGUGGAAGAUCGAAUGGGAUCGCACGUCGGGCGACUGGUGGACUUCCAAGAUUUCGUGGUACAUGGACGGGGUCAAGUUCCAUGAGGUUUCGGGACAGUCGCUCAAUGAGUGGACGGCGUUUGACAAGAUUAGCAAUAAGCCGUUGUUCUUUAUUUUGAAUGUGGCUGUUGGCGGGGACUGGCCCGGUAAUCCGAACAGUAACACCAAGGAUGGGUAUGGGUCGAUGAUGGAGGUUGGGUACGUCGCUCAUUACGUCUCUAACUGA